AUGACAGUGGACUCCGCCGCUUUGCUGACACCUGCCAGUGUCGCUCGCAAGCACAGCCAGAGUAGUGAGGAUUGUCUGAACGCGGGGCAAAUUGGACGUUAUGGAGAUGCACACGUGGGGAGCACCGAUGUGUCGAGAUGCAUCCUCAACGUCUUGCUGGCUGUUCUCGGCGCAGGGCAGCUGACACUGCCCUAUGCUGUUCACAAGUUGGGCGGUCUUUGGCAUGGUGCUAUCUCGUUGGUGGUGUUCACCUUGCUUUCAAUGCACUCCUUGAAAACUCUCUCCUACUACGAGCUGCACUUCGCUCCACAAGGCUGCCUAGAGUCCUACUCUCAACUCGUGAUCCGGGUCUUGGGUGGGUCCGGUUCCCGCCUUUGCCAGUUUCUGCUUGUAUUCUAUGCCUGGGGUGGCGCGGUGGCAUUCUUGGUGAUCUUGAAGGCAGAAUUCGUCGCCUUCUUUCCUUCCUAUGGAAGAGCAGUUCUAUGCGGCAUCGCCUGCUUUCUAUGGCGCUUGAGUUCGUGUGAAGAUCUGACAUUUCUGAAGAAGUUCUCCUGGCUUGGAUGUGUUGUUGCCGUCCUGAUCACCAUCGUCACGGUCUUUGUGUCUCCACCUGACUUGACGGAGCAAGGCUUGCAGCUCUGCAGCUCGUCUCAUGAGCCCAGUCUUCUUGAUGUAGCGGCAGCACUUCCGCUUAUCUCUUUCUCGCUGAAUUCAAGUUGGGCCUACAUCCCCGUGUUGUGCACAUUGUCAGACAAAAGCCGCACAACAAGCCUUAUCAUCUGGAGCAACCUCCUGAUCCUCCUGAACUAUAUGACGCUGGCGGCCAGUGGCUAUUGCAGGUUCGGUAAGGAUGUCAAGCCGAACAUCAUGGACUCCUUGGGCCAGGACUACGCCGACUCCUGGAUGGUUCGCGGCGCCAAGGUUGCUUUGUGUCUACAACUCACCCUGGCGCUGCCCCUUCGAUUUUUCGUGGCUCGGAAGACCAUUCAAGAUGCACGCCCUUCUCUUGCAGGCUCCAACUCAAGUCUGGCAUUGGUCUUGGUCUUCGGGGCCACCGCCGCAGCGCUGCCAGAUAUCUCCCUGGCCACGGUUCUGGGCAUCGUGUCCGGAAUUUGUGCUAGCAUGAUCAUCUACAUCUUGCCGGCGAUCGUCGACUUGAGGCUUCGUCCAAGCAUCAGCGGCUCAAGGCUUUGUGGAACGGACCUGGCGAACCUGUUGGUUUCGCUGUUGAGCUUGAUCGUUGGCGGUUUGAUUCUCCUUGGGAGCCUUUGGGCAAAUGCCAUGGGCGUGGCAGUUGGAAGUUGA
Molecule: messenger RNA, 1305 nt
Organism: Symbiodinium sp. CCMP2456
Lineage: Eukaryota; Dinophyceae; Suessiales; Symbiodiniaceae
Source: the annotation of a GenBank genome assembly